Messenger RNA from Suhomyces tanzawaensis NRRL Y-17324, 1377 nucleotides. It is a transcript of the gene CHL4, whose product is annotated as Chl4p. NCBI's taxonomy places the organism in Eukaryota, Fungi, Ascomycota, Pichiomycetes, Serinales, Debaryomycetaceae. The transcript has a single exon. The record is from RefSeq and is a predicted model, not a curated record. The coding region runs from base 1 to 1377 and encodes 458 amino acids. Gene Ontology annotation, biological process: chromosome segregation; CENP-A containing chromatin assembly.
AUGGUUCAUAAGAAGGAAGAGCGUAAUGUGAAGAAUGUAUUGCCCAACAAGUAUAUCCCAGUUUUAUCCCCAAAAGUUUUGCGGAAUGUCAUUUCGCGCCUACCCAAGAGUUCGUUGUUGGAAUUGAUGUAUGUUUGGCCCAAGUUGGUAAACACCCAACCCCAUCUUGAUAAAGAAAAUAGCAGACAUAGCCAGGCUACUUAUAGCUCAAAAGUCAGUCAAGAAGCUAAGGAGUUGAAACGCAACCUUAAGGUUCCAAAACGAAAGAUCGUGGAGAAAAUACUAUUCGAAUACUGGUCAAAGGGCCUUAACCUACUACAAUUGGCACAAGUGGAUUGCCAAUUGAUUAUUGAUCGCCCCAACUCAUACUAUUGGAUAAAGUCAACUGUUCGAGACUCGAAUGAUAAGGAAGUUUGUCUCCUGUUGGCACCACAAAUGUUUCUAGAAAGAUUGGCUGCUGAACUCAGUGCAUUAUAUCUCACAUAUAUUUAUGUUUGCCGCCACCCCAGGUUUCCCUUGAUUUUAGUUAGGGUUCAAGUAUUUGAUUUGCAACCUAUUAACUCCACGCUGAAUUCAUCCCGUCCCCACAUCGCGUCUCACAAGCCGUACUUUGUUGCUAUACCUUUAAACUCGCCUCAUUUAAUUCAUAGUCCUGGUGAUGACAUGGUUACAAAUAUAGUCCUUCAAACUGUUGAAUACUGCCUUCCACAGAGUGCAAACAAUCUUGUCAGGCUUGAAACUAACCCUCACCAAAAGCCACUCCGAUCACUAGAGUCAAUGCAUAUCUUCAAUGGUAAUUCGAGGUUUGGAAAUAGCAUGGGUGCAUGGACUCCUUAUGCUGAUGGUACAGUAGAUCUGUUGCCAUUUGGUGAACUCGAAAAGCAUACGUCUUUGAAUCCAAAACAAACAUCUUCUGUACCCAGUGAUGAUGAUCCAUCGAAGUCGAUGUUAAAAAAGAUAGCAAACCUACGGUUCAAAGGUAGUCAAGAUGGUGUUUUGAAAUCAAGCAGACUAUACGAUGAUAACAAACCCAUUCGAAAGCUAACUAUUAAAUCUAUUGCGCACGAUUCAGAGUCUGAAGCAGAGUCGGGAAAUGAAGAUGAGUUUGAAAGUAACGAAUAUUCUUCUUUUGCACCCGUUCAGCAUACGGAAUUCAUAAUCAGAGAAAAGGUUAAGAUCGAACAUGAAAACUGUUCCAAUAUAAAAAUUGCAUUCUCGGGACUAGACGUGUUUGCUGGCCUACACGAAUUGUCCGUGACUACCGCCGAGGAAAAUAAAAUGGUGCUAAAUGCAUUGAAAAUCCCAAACUAUUUGACUGGAGAAGAAGGUUCUAGUAAUGGCGUGAUUCACAAUGGAGAGUUCACAAAAACCAGCUAA